This is a messenger RNA of Cladophialophora immunda, 2847 nucleotides long. RefSeq lists its product as uncharacterized. The coding region runs from base 509 to 2281 and encodes 590 amino acids. The transcript has 9 exons. The record is from RefSeq and is a predicted model, not a curated record. NCBI's taxonomy places the organism in Eukaryota, Fungi, Ascomycota, Eurotiomycetes, Chaetothyriales, Herpotrichiellaceae.
GGAAUUGAUGCUGACAGACAGCACAAGCUACUCACGAACUUCAGGUAGGAUGCAUCUGUUCUUCAACAACUAAGUAGAACCACGUCGACCCGCAUAAAAGCCCUCGCUUCGCUGCUACGACUGCUGCCCCAGAGCAAAGGGCUCAGAGAAAGUUGUUUGGACGCCCUAGCUUAGGCAGCAAAAACAAUGCCUGCAGCAUGAUGCAGGCGAUCUGGCCACCUCUCUCGAGAAACAGACACCGCCAGACUGCUCGAAUAUCGUCCCUGCCUUUCGCCCACGGGUCGAGAAAGAUGGUAAAAUUUGCCUCGCCGGGGGGCCAAGGUCAUUUAAACCUGGUACGAAGCAUGACAGUGGACAGCGGUGGACAGCAGUGGACAGCCUAAGAGCUUGUGUUGCGACAGUUCAUGCGCAUCCCGGACGGUGACAAAUCGGCGUCGUGUCUAGGUAUGCAUCGGUCCCUUCAUCCUUCGGCUUCGCCUGCUGUCCGCUUGACACGUCAACGGCUUGCAUGAGGUUUGCCUCCGCGCGAAUUACGAGAUUCUCAGUACCAGUCCGCUCUUAUCCUGAGCCCGCAUCUCAAUUUCAGCACAAAAGGGAGCCUCUCCACUACAGCUCGAGCCGAUCUGGAUUCCUUUUCAUCUCUCAAUUUGAUCCCAAGGCGCAUCCCGGUCUAUCAUGCAUGGAUCUACUCCUACGAGAGGAGGCUGGGAGAGCCCAGGACAUUGCAGAGAUUCUCAGCACGAUCCGGAGCAGCGAUCAGGAUCAUGAGCAGGACAUUACCUUGGCGAUCACGGGGCUGAACGGCUUGAGCUGGGCUCUGCGGGAGCUCAACAAUCAGAUCGACGCGGUCAACGGAAAGGUCACCUCAACCUUUGCCGGCGACCUGAAACUCCUUCAGCAUAGCGUCGCCUUCACCCUCCAAGACGUAUGGACUAUCCUUGGCAAGCUACCUCGCGCCCCGGUCGAAGCAGACUACCAGGAUGCCUGGAAAGAAGUCGCCCGAUACUGCAUGAACAUGGGAAAGCAGACCCUCCACACACGACUAGAGACAUAUAAACUCUUCACCUAUUCACUAUGCAAAGUCCUCUCAAGGCAAGCCUUCAACCGCCGACACCUCGAGGAUCUGCGCCUCGAGAUUUUUGACCUCCAGACCCUACAACGCGAAGACAGACGAUUGAUCCCAGCCUCGGAGACGUUUCCGACUCUUUCUCUGGUGCCAGUCCAGCAAGUGAUCAGACCCCUCCCGUCUCAUGAACGAGUAAGACCAGAGCCUCAACGACCCAUGUCGCCGGCGACCUCCCAAGAUAGUUACGAGACAUUCCAGCACCAAGCGGCUCCCAGUCCGCCACCAUUAUCUCCAGUUUCUCCCGCUUCACCCGUUACCACGUUUUCCACUCUAAGUCAAACAUCAAGUGUCGACUCGGACACGAACCACUGGGCCACCAAGAUUUUCAGCAAUUUGCCCAGUACUCCCCUGGAAGUGGACCCAAACCCAUCUUGCUGUUUCGGCGAUGUGGAUGCGCGAUACCGCAGACGACCGGAUCCAGAGUAUGAGAGGAUCCUCCAAUUAAAAUUCCCCGGCGGACUGAGGACGAAAUUCUACUGGCGUGCUCGCGACUACCGCACCAAACUCGUCUGUGAAUGGUAUGACAAUCGAAAGAACCCUCGACUGUCUUGCUUCCCCCUUAGCGAAUUGCACAUCCGGCGGUCUGGGUCAUCGUUGUACCUUUGCUGUCCCACAGUUCGCGGUGCGAGCACUUGCUGGACCAGCCUCAACUUCACUUCGUACGAAUGGCUUGUCAUCUUCCAUUGUACCUUUCUAUCUCUGCGUUCUCAUGACAGCACAUCGCAUUUCCGCAACAUCGACCAUGAUCUGGACGGCGAGGUCCUCCAUUUUGCUGGGGCAAUCCGUGACGGCGGGUACCGCCAUGUCCUCCGAUUGUACCGUGAUAAGAGGACGGACGCCAUGCGCCUCGAAGCAUCUGUCCUCGACAAAGAAAUGAAGGACAGCACGCCCAUCUGGACGGCUUUUAUCACACACAAAAUCACCUCACCUACCUGGUUUCGGUGGCCUAAGAACAGCUCCACGGUUUAUCUUGCUGAACUUCAACGCCACGUCUUUUCUUCCGAAUACGCACCCCACGUCCGCGCAAACGGCGAGCAUCUUCUAGACUUCGAGGUUUUCACUGAUGCCGAAGACUUUGUUAAGACGCUCAAAGACUUGCGUGAUGACGUUCGCAAACCGAAGCCGACCAAAAACGUACGACUCCCUGCUGCAUGACCUAACGACCCUAAUGACUAAUGACACUGACGAUGAAAUGGGCGGCCGUCUUGUUUGGGCUUUUCGACCGUGCGGCAAAAUGGAGGCCUAGUGCCCUUGGAUACCCGAUUCCCCUACCUUUCUUGCCAUGUCUUCUCUGCUCAGCUUGUUGUUUUCCAAGUUCUGCUUGAUCACCUUGCUUUGCUCAUAGCGGAAAAGAGACUAACUGGUCGAGGGACGCCCACAAUGCUUGUUUUUUCUGUUUAUCUGUUUGGUGGUUUGGACGGUUUCUCAUUCCUAGCGAAAAGUCGACCCGCCGAUGCUUGUGAUCCUCCUAAGCCCAACCUCGUACAUUCAUAGAGCAGUAUGUGGCUCUCGAUUCACUUCCAGAAUCCUAUUUUUUAUAUAUAUGUUGAAUGAUGUUCUGUGGUCUCUAAGCCAAGGUUAGGUACUCCCUAUGCAUCGGCGUAGAUGCCGAGCAAGACGCCUGUCCGGCCAGAUUCCGCGAAUUGUUUAGCCGACGAGAUUCCUUUCUGCAAGGACGAUUGGAGAAGAUGUGUCUCUCCACCUUGAUCCUUGCCCUUUUG